This is a messenger RNA of Lepus europaeus (European hare), 1246 nucleotides long. It is a transcript of the gene WNT5B, whose product is annotated as Wnt family member 5B. The record is from RefSeq and is a predicted model, not a curated record. The transcript has 4 exons. Gene Ontology annotation, biological process: cell fate commitment; multicellular organism development; canonical Wnt signaling pathway. NCBI's taxonomy places the organism in Eukaryota, Metazoa, Chordata, Mammalia, Lagomorpha, Leporidae. Gene Ontology annotation, cellular component: extracellular region. Bases 45 to 1124 code for a protein of 359 amino acids. Gene Ontology annotation, molecular function: cytokine activity; frizzled binding.
GGAAGCUGUCAGCGCCAGGGCCCUGGGGAGGGCUGAGGCCGACCAUGCCCAGCCUGCUGCUGCUGUUCACUGCUGCUCUGCUCUCCAGCUGGGCCCAGCUCCUGGCAGACGCCAGCUCCUGGUGGUCUUUAGCCAUGAGCCCGGUGCAGAGACCUGAGAUGUUUAUCAUUGGUGCUCAGCCUGUGUGCAGUCAGCUUCCCGGGCUCUCCCCUGGCCAGAGAAAGCUGUGCCAGCUGUACCAGGAGCACAUGGCCUACAUCGGAGAGGGAGCCAAGAUGGGCAUCAAGGAGUGCCAGUACCAGUUCCGGCAGAGGCGGUGGAAUUGCAGCACAGUGGACAACUCGUCCGUCUUUGGGAGAGUCAUGCAGAUAGGCAGCCGUGAGACGGCCUUCACCUACGCCGUGAGCGCCGCGGGGGUGGUGAACGCCAUCAGCCGGGCCUGCCGAGAGGGCGAGCUGUCCACCUGUGGCUGCAGCCGGACAGCGCGGCCCAAGGACCUGCCCCGGGACUGGCUGUGGGGUGGCUGCGGGGACAACGUGGAAUACGGCUACCGCUUUGCUAAGGAGUUUGUGGACGCCCGGGAGCGGGAGAAGAACUUCGCCAAGGGAUCGGAGGAGCAGGGCCGGGUGCUCAUGAACCUGCAGAACAACGAGGCAGGCAGAAGGGCUGUGUACAAGAUGGCAGACGUAGCCUGCAAGUGCCACGGCGUCUCCGGCUCCUGCAGCCUCAAGACGUGCUGGCUGCAGCUGGCCGAGUUCCGCAAGGUGGGGGACCAGCUGAAGGAGAAGUACGACAGCGCAGCUGCCAUGCGCAUCACCCGCAAGGGCAAGCUGGAGCUGGUCAACAGCCGCUUCAACCAGCCCACGCCCGAGGACCUGGUCUACGUGGACCCCAGCCCUGACUACUGCCUGCGCAACGAGACCACGGGCUCGCUGGGCACGCAGGGCCGCAUCUGCAACAAGACCUCGGAGGGCAUGGACGGCUGUGAGCUCAUGUGCUGCGGCCGCGGCUACGACCAGUUCAAGAGCGUGCAGGUGGAGCGCUGCCACUGCAAGUUCCACUGGUGCUGCUUUGUCAAGUGCAAGAAGUGCACGGAGAUCGUGGACCAGUACGUCUGCAAAUAGCUGGGGCGGGCGGCCCGCGCCUCCCGCCACUCCCCGCCACGCUGCCUCUCCAAAGUCUAUAUUAUAUAAAUCUAUAUAAAUAUAUUUUAUAUUUGUAUAAAUAAGUGGAUGGCUGAUAAAUA